Molecule: messenger RNA, 2910 nt
Organism: Brettanomyces bruxellensis
Lineage: Eukaryota; Fungi; Ascomycota; Pichiomycetes; Pichiales; Pichiaceae
Exons: 1
Coding region: 1-2910 (969 amino acids)
Biological process (GO): ubiquitin-dependent endocytosis
Cellular component (GO): cytosol; cytoplasm
Molecular function (GO): protein-macromolecule adaptor activity; ubiquitin protein ligase binding
Source: RefSeq, a predicted model, not a curated record
AUGUCGGAUCUCAUAACGUCCCCCCUCUUCCCAGUUGAAGGGCUAUCGGCACAGACGCUGAUUAAGCUUCCAAUGAAGCCAAAUGCAGCAUCCGGGUCGGUCAAGUUAUAUAUGAUAUUUGCAGAGCCUCGUCUCUAUUUAUGUGGAUUUACAGAUGACGAAAUAAAAUCGGCAACGCCGGCAGUUCUUCGUGGAUGUUUGUUCAUACGUAUAUUGAAGCCAGUGAAGAUCAAGCAUAUCAGAUUAAAGUUGAUUGGCACGGCCAGGACUGAUUGGCCUGAAGGUAUACCUCCGAAGAAGAUUGAUCACGUGGAGACCAAAACAGUGCUGACGCAUGACUGGGAUUUCUUCAACUAUCAUUGCACCUACCCGGAAACAGAUCGCACUCGAAAGAAUGCAGACUUGUUUGUUCCAAAGUCGGAUAAUUCCGAAGUUGAAAACUUCAGUUUGGAUGCCUUGUCCCCGGUGAGUAGCAGCAGCACCAACGACUUGCGAUCUAUUAAAUCGCCAUCCUCUUUUAUGAGUGCGUUAAUUGGGGAUGGCUUAAGUGCGACCAGAAGCCACUCGAGUAUUUUAAAGCAUAUAUCUACCAACUCUGAGACCGACUUGAAGCCUACCAGUUCACGUUCAAGUGCGUCGAAGUUGGUCAUGUUGACAUCAAAUCACAGUCACAGCAAUGCCGAUAACGAUAACAAAAUCUUUGCUCCUGGCGAUUACAUUUACUCGUUUGAGGAGUUCUUCUCUUCCAAGCUACCAGAGGCCAUGAACUUGACUUUUGGAUCUGUUCGUUACACAAUGGAGGCAUCUGUUGAGAGAAGCGGAGCUUUCAAAUCAAACUUGUACGCCCGACGUGACAUAAGUGUAGUCAGGACCCCAAGUAGUGAAUCGAGUGAAGAGAAUGAGCCUAUUGUGAUUAACAGAGACUGGGAAGACAAGCUUCACUAUGAGAUAGUCAUAUCGUCAAAGCAGGUCAUCUUGAAUUCGUACCUCCCGAUUUCGUUCAAGCUCACGCCUCUUGACAAAAUCAAGGUGCACCGUUUGCGGAUUUAUAUAACGGAGCACUUGGAGUACUAUUGCCACGAUAAGCAUGUCCACCGUGCAGAACCCCAGAGAAAGAUAAUGCUUCUAGAGCACCGGCCACCGGAAGAUGUGGAUAAUCUUCUUGCUGUGGGUGACGAUGAGAUCGGCGGUGUAGAGAUGGACUUCCAGGUUUUCAUUCCCGAGUACUACGCGGAAAGAUUCAGGCUUCAUCCCGAUACUUGCUACGACGAUAUCCAGUCUCAUCAUUGGAUUAAGAUCUGCGUCCGUCUCUCGAAGUCCGAGCCAACGGCCGACAACCCUAACAAAAGGAAGCACUAUGAGCUUUCCAUUGACUCCCCAAUCCAUCUCCUCUCUCCUCACUGUGCACAUGCAAACACCAUGCUACCAUCAUACGAUGAACAGCUAAAGGAGGAUGUGGGCACCAGUUUCCAGCCCGAUGCAUCUGUUGACUUGACUAUGACGCCUCGUCUGGAUAUGAUAUUGGAUUCGAAUCUUUAUCAGCCCAAGGCAACCACUCCUGUGGAAUUGUUAUCGCCUCAGGCAAGACCGUUCUCGCCUAUAGUGUCUCCCCAGUUGAAUGCAAUUAAUCCGGAAUUGCGGGCCACGACUGAGAUGAAACCAAUAGAUUUAAUGAAGACGUUGUCUAUCAAUUCUGUUCCCGGCCGUUCGUCGACGGAACCACCACCUCCAUUUCAGGAAAAGGAUGUUGAUCCACCUCCCUCUUAUGAUGAGGCGGUUCGAACCUCUACUUCGUCAAGUUCCACGAAUUCUUCUUCCGAAGAUAUGACGACUGAGAUCUUGCCCGGGGGAAGAUCAAGAAAGGAAAAAAGCAAGACUCUUCGGCAGAGUGCCAACCAAUCCUCGGCCGACUUGGGUGACAUCAAUAAUAACUUUCAUCUUAAGGUUACUCCAAUUAGGUCAAGGUCUCCUUCGACAUCCCCUUCACCUCAGUUUUCUCAAUACUCGUCCAAAUCCAAGCUUGUCAGUUCGUCCUUCGUUCCCGGUUUCCGUUUCCAGAGUCGCCAUUCCACUUCUCCUUCGCACGCUAUAGAUGCCACCUUGGAGGAAGCCAUGAAUAGCGAGCAAAGCCCUAUGGAUGAGGAUAAUGAUGAUGAGCAUAGACAUGAUCUGAGCUCACCCGAAUCACCAGAAUCACCAUCAACAAUUUUGAACUCCGGACUGGAACCGGACAACAUGUCGCCACCUGUCGAAACUAACACUCGUGACACUCUUUCCCGCUCUUCAACAUCGACAAUAACACACGGGAGACCAAUUCCGGAUAAUUCACACAAGCUUUCGGUGGCAGAGAAUCAGAGCACAGGGAAAUCUGUAAAUUCGAUGCGCACUGUUUCUUCUGCUGGCUCAGUCCAGCCUCCAGAGCCUGAUGAUCUUAUCAUGACUAAACCGUUGUUAGAUGAGCCAUCUAAUACAGAAAACGUCGAGCGUGGAAGUAUUGGUACUCAUGUUUAUGGAAAUGCAGGUAAUCCUAGUAUGUCAUCUCUUCCUAUGAGGAAUGGCUCGAUCGUCACAAACCUCAAUUUUGCCCGGGAUCCUGACAGCUCAAUUGACAUCUCAAGUAUGAUGGGUUCUGCCAUAGAUCAAUCCGAUAAUCCUAUCAAUCCUAUUGGAUUUCAGCUUUCCGAUCGCCCAAACUUCCAAAGUGACAGUUUGUGGAAUCACUUUUCUUUCUCGAACAACUCUUCUGUGGAGGCCAUUUCAUCCCACUCGGGUCGGAAGUCUACAAAUUCCGUAUCCUCUCAAAGUACUCUACAAAAUGGAGGAGGGAAAAAAAAGACCGAGCAUAGAAGUGUUGCAACUUUUGGUGUUCAGACGCCGAACUCUUUGUCCGGGAAUCACGAUGCUAAUUGA